AUGAAGAAAUACCCAAAGUAUGUAUGGAAAGAAAUCGAUUGCAUGGAGAAGAGAUUGUCUGUUUUUGCAAAAGAAAUUUCUACGUCAUUAGUUUUAGUUACUACAGCUGGCUCCGGAACAGCAAAUUUUGUAUUCAUGCAUGAGAAGACAGGAGUAAUCAUUGCUGCUCCAAAUGUCAAUGAAUGGUCAGUCAUCUCAACUGUUUCACUAAAUCUAUUUAUGAUUUACUACAAACAGUCAUCGCUAGGUUUCUGGGAGGCCCAGGAUAUCCAGAUCAGUUAUAAUCCUUUCUUUAACCACUUCGAAAAUAUUUUGUAUGCAGUUAAACACGGAAAAUGGGAUUCCUUAUCUACAGACUAUCAACCAUUUUUAGAUUUGGCAGAUGUUGAAAUGAAACUCGAAUAUAAACUCAGAGAAACCGAAGUCAAAAUGUCCGAUAUUUAUAAUUAA
This is a messenger RNA of Trichomonas vaginalis G3, 450 nucleotides long. Its product is annotated as protein of unknown function, DUF563 family. The coding region runs from base 1 to 450 and encodes 149 amino acids. Lineage: Eukaryota; Parabasalia; Trichomonadida; Trichomonadidae. The record is from RefSeq and is a predicted model, not a curated record. The transcript has a single exon.